Prionailurus viverrinus (fishing cat) is the source of this 1138-nucleotide messenger RNA. RefSeq names its product CDC42 effector protein 5 (gene CDC42EP5). NCBI's taxonomy places the organism in Eukaryota, Metazoa, Chordata, Mammalia, Carnivora, Felidae. The coding region runs from base 609 to 1070 and encodes 153 amino acids. The transcript is spliced from 3 exons. The record is from RefSeq and is a predicted model, not a curated record.
UCCAACAGCUGCAAUCUGGAAGAAAUUACUCUUCUAAACAGCCAGACUUCCCCAGUUUCAGGAAAUUCCAAGCUGGGCAGGAGGAGGGGCUGGGCUGGGAGGGGGGCGCGCCCUGUCCAUCCCCCCACCCCUUCUGCGUGUCCUCUGUGCGCACCCGGUCCGGCCCAGGCCCGCCCCCACACUCAGCCCGGAGGCUUCUGCUCUUCCACCACCGCUUUCCAGUCCUUUAAAUCCUAGAGGCAAAACUUUCGGGGGAUAAGGAAGGCGGGGAGGGGCCUGGGCCUUAACCCUCUCUGCCCCGGAGGGACUGGGCUGGACUGGGCAGUGACUUCGCGGCCCGUUUGGGCUCCUACCAUGGCCCCCCGAGAGGGGCUGACACUUCGGUCCCCGGUGCAGGUGUGAUCCGCCCGGAGGAAAAAGGAAGAAGGAGCGGACUUGGGACUCGGAGGCAGAGGCGGGCUCCGAACCAAGGAGAGGGGCGUCCCAGUCGGAGCCCGAGAGCGCGCCUGCCCCACUCCGCGAGGGCCACGAGGCCCAGGGUGGGAACGCGGCCUCGCUCGCUCACUCGCUCCCGGAGGAGGCAGCGCUGACCCGGCCCUACCCCGCAGAUGCCGGUGCUGAAGCAGCUGGGCCCCGCGCAGCCCAAGAAGCGGCCGGAGCGCGGCGCCCUCUCCAUCUCCGCGCCGCUCGGCGACUUCCGGCACACGCUGCACGUGGGGCGCGGUGGCGACGCCUUCGGGGACACUUCGUUCCUGAGCCGUCACGGCGGCGGGCCGCCGCCCGAGCCCCGGGCGCCGCCCGCCGGGGCCCCGCGCUCCGCGCCGCCGCCCGCGGUGCCGCAGCCCCCGCCGCCGGUCCUCCGCACGCCCGCGCCCGCCGACCCGCUGCUGUCCUUCCACCUGGAUUUAGGCCCCUCCAUGCUGGACGCGGUGCUGGGCGUCAUGGACGCGGAGCGCCCGGGGGCCGCUGCCGCCAAGCCCGACUUGGACCCCAGCUCCGGGGCACAGCACCCCAGGGCCCGCUGCCACCCCAGCGCGGACCUCGAGAGGGACGACGUCAUCGGCCUGUAGGCACCCCUGUUCCUGAUGCUUUUACCAUCUGGCACCCCACUUCUUUAUACAUAAAUGGCUAAGGUCUC